This is a messenger RNA of Pangasianodon hypophthalmus (striped catfish), 6727 nucleotides long. RefSeq names its product NAC alpha domain containing (gene nacad). Bases 220 to 6609 code for a protein of 2129 amino acids. Gene Ontology annotation, cellular component: nascent polypeptide-associated complex; cytoplasm. Gene Ontology annotation, biological process: protein targeting to membrane. The record is from RefSeq and is a predicted model, not a curated record. NCBI's taxonomy places the organism in Eukaryota, Metazoa, Chordata, Actinopteri, Siluriformes, Pangasiidae. The transcript is spliced from 9 exons.
GGGCUGAGGACUCACUGCAAUCAGGGAGAGUACUGCAGCUCUCUCUCAGAUUCCACCCAUCCUUCUGCAGCCUCCCUCUCUUUCUCUUGCUCUCUCCCACACACACAAACACAAGCAACAGCAGAGCAUCUCAGCAACAUAUCCUGCACUCAUUUGCUGCCUCCUGAGCUCCUGUCCUCCGUUUCUAACAAGUGCGUCAGAGGCUGGGUAAGGAUCAACAUGCCCGGGGAUACACAAGGCUUGCUGGACACGGACGCAGAGCUACCAGAUUUGUCCAGGCAAACCUCAAGCUCCACAGCCUCAACUCCAACUGACAGUGCCUCCAGCCCAUCUCCAAGCACUCCACCCAAGCUGUCCCCACAAUGUACAUCUCCGUUUGGACCUCGCUUGGUCAUGUCUAAACCAAACACUUCUACUCGACCUCAACCAGAGGGUGCCAGCUUUGAAUCAGAUGGGAACACAGUAGGCCGGCUAACAGGGCGGUUUGGUAGAGGUGGAUGCAGACGGGGGCCAGUGAAAAUGGAGAGAAUUAAAGUUCUAACUGGAGCUGAAGUGGAGAGUGACUACCAAGAACCUGAGUCCAUGGAUGCAAGGGUUGUUAUGGGACAAGAAGCAUUACUGAAAAACAUGGAGACACAGAUUGGUGUGCCUCCAGACAAAAAGACAAGUAAAGAAUCAUCCAGUUCAGAACCCCCUCACUCAGAUACUUCUACCCUUCUGGUAGAGAGACAGAUUAGGGUAGAGGAGAAACUUAAACUUGAUACUGGUCAAGAGAUUGAAAAAUCUGACCAGGUUAAGACUUUGACCCCAGCCCCUGAACAAGAGAGAAGUUUAGAUCAGCUACUUGAAUGCCCGAUUCUAGAACCCAAAUCAACAGAUACUGGGCUGACUGAAAGCAGCACCUUUUUCCCAGAUGAUGAAGGAGACACACUGUCUCUAUCUCAGGGUGAAGUGCCUUCCUUGUCCUUCUCUGAGCCCUCCUAUCCAGUUGAUCCUCAACGCAUUGGUGUCCUUCCUGGACUGGACCCAGAUCGUUAUUACACAGCCCCUUCCACCCCAAUUAAGAUGGCCUAUUGCUCACAUCUUAAGCAACAAUGGCAACCAAGCAGUCCAAGCACAGGUCCUGGUUCACCAACAGAUGAGUCUGAUCUGUGUUCCCCUCCCACAUCUCCAUCCGGAUCCUACAUUACUGCUGAAGGUGGCAGUUGGACCUCCUCCUAUAAUUCUGGCACUUCUCACUCCUGUUCACCUAAUCUAACUGCUGAAGCUGAAUUGCAGGAGGUCCCUGCCUGCUAUGUGGGCUCUCUUUCUGAGAUUGGGGAUGAGCUGGGAGAUGACAGACUCGUGGCUGAAAGGGAGCAUUGUCUGUGUAAAUCUGUCAUGCCAGAGUUGUCUGAGAGUGAGGAACAUGAGGAGGAAAGGAUAAAGAUAGAGACUUGUAGGCCUCACUGGGUGACAGAGAAUGUUUCCCCAGACAGAAGCAGCAGUGGUAGAACCACAGACUCAAAACAUGAGGAAGGGGGAUCUGAGGCCACCUUAGUCCAGGAAGAAAUUCCAAGAGCCCCUGACAUAUCACAGCCUUUGGAUGAUCCAGAUCAGGAGCAAGAGAUGGACUUUAAUGCCUGUAUCUCAGAGCACUUUGCCAGACAUGAUGCUCCUCUAAGCCUUGAAGAGGACUUUCCUUCAGAUCUGGCAUGUUCUUCUCCCUUCAGUCACCAGCAGGCAGGAGCUUCAACCACUUUAGAGACAGGCAGUCUGACCCCUGCCACUUGUUCAUCAGAGAUUUCAGACACGGAUAAUAACAGCUUGUAUGGUGAGAUGGGAUCUUCUGCUCUCUUCUUCCAUGGGUGCUCCAGGGAUGAUGGACCUGGUGGAGAGGGGAUGAUUCCUGCGUCGAUGCUACCGGUCCAUGCCAGCUUGAUAUUCCAAGCAGAUUCAAUGGAAAUAACAUUAUUCCCUACAGAUGAUGAGCCAGAAAAUGAUGUUGAUGCAUAUGCUGCUGGAGAGGAAGAGGGGGAUGUGGAUGAAUAUGAUGAUGAAGAUGAAGAUGUGGACAUAAAUGAUGACAGUGAUUUGGAACAGCAAGUUGAAGCCAUAAAGAUUGGAGCAAGGGGUGUUGAUGAUACAAAUGAAGAGGAUACCUCUGCCUCUUUCCUAAAUUCACUUUCUGAGAACUCAAUUAACGAUGGAGUAGAUGAGUCAUUUGCUUAUCAAGAUGACACAGAGGAGUCAAUUGAUUCCACCUCUUGUAAUGGAGAUGAGGAUGACCACCUGUACAGCACAGAGAGACAUGCUGAGCUUGCACAGCAAUUUCCUGCACAAGAUGACCAUGUGCAUUCAGUAAGCCAUGCGCGACCAGAAUCCUCUGGAAGUGAGAGUGAAAUGGAGAUUUCCUCUGGAUCCUCUGGGCCAUCAAAUGCAUUAGUUCAGCAACAUAUGUCAGUCUGCACAGCACAUGCUGAAGACAUAAGCACACCUAAUUCAAAGGAAGAGUGUGCAAAGAGACUAGAUUCCUCAAGCGAUAUUAGGGAACAAAGUGAAGAGAAUAAGCAGAGCACAGAUCUCAAAAAUGCGGAAGAAACAGACAAUGUAUGCUGUGUGGUGUCUCAACAAAGUGUCCAUACAAACAUUCAAGGCUCAGGAAAUCAGGCAAGCUCAGCAGAACUAGGUGAAGUAUCAGAAAUAUACAUUAAACCAGUCCUUUGUGUGCUUGGUGCCACAGCAGCAGGCAUAGAUAAUAAGAUAAAUAUUCCAGAUGAAAAAGAUUUAGAUCAGAAAAAUGGAAAUAACUCUGAAUUCUUGAAUACCUCACUCCAGCUUGAUGAGACAGCAACCAAUGAUCUCAACAAGGGAGUCCCUUUGUUGUCCUAUCCUAAAGAUGAUUGUAGCCCCACAAACAUACCAGUUUGUGCCUAUCCCGAACUGUCUGAAGUACCAGAUAACUUAACUCCUGCUGAUAUUUCCCCAACUGAACAGUCUCUUGACCAAGACAACCUGACCGAAAAUCAACCCAGCACAGAUGAUACAAGUGUUGGCUCUUUAAAUAUGUCCUCUUCUACUUACAGCAUGCUUGCCAUCUCACCAAAGAAGGAGAAUUCCCAAAGUAGCAUAACAGAAAAGAGUGUUUCUUCUGAAGAUUGGGUUCCAGAAGAGCCCUUGUCUUUAGACACAUGCUGUGACUUUAGGCCAGAGAAUUUGCUUAUGUGUGAGAUAGCUGGAUCACUGCACAAUAAGGGGCUGUCUGUAACUCCCAACAUUUCAGCUCGAGAUAACAUCAUGGGUGACCUUGAGGACAACAACAGCUACUGUGACUUGCCAGACAAGAUGGCAAAUAAUGAGGCUGGUAUGCUGGAGUCAAAUCUGUCCACUUGGAAAUCCAUUGAGGACCUUUCAGAAGCAGGAGGGGGUGAGGAUGAUGCAAACAACCUCCAGAAUCCAGACAAUAAUGCACUUAUACAAUGCCAUCCAGAAAAUAUUCAGGAAACUACAUGGAACAACCCAGAAAAGAGCUGUUCACCCAGUAUCCCAGGUGCACAAUCAACUUGUAUGCCAUUAAAUAUCCUUUCACAAGAUGAGAAAGAUGAGAAAGACCAGACCACUGACACAGAAUUUAACAUUCCUGGAGAACCCACAUCAAAAGUAUUCAUAGAUGAAAGCCCUGACAUUUUGCCUAAACAGGGACCAGAAGUCCUUGAAUCAGCUCAAGAACAUGAUGAAGCACUAACUUUAGGUUCUACCAAUUCAUACAAACAAAAUGAUCUCUGUGGGCCCAACACAACAGAUAAAAUAUCAGACAAACCAAGUGACAUAAAAAUUCUUGAAACUUCUAAACAAAUGUGCCUGGUAAAUACUGAUUCAGUAGUCUUAGAAAACAAGUCUGUUUUUAAACUAGAAGGGGGGUCAUUUGGCAACUUUGACCACAAAAAGAAAUCAAGUGAAUCAAAACUUGAUAUUUCCUAUUCUGACAAGACUCUAAUACACAAAGACACAGCUACCUGCUCUAAUAAGGGGGUUACAACUGGGGCAACAAAUCUAGAUACCAGACAAUUACAGUCUAACAUUACAAAAGAUGAAAAUCAGCUGAAUUCUGGUAGUCAAGUGGCUGACGAAAAAAUUGAACCAACGACUGAAAGAAGUGUAUGUAUUUCACUCAAGGAAUCAAAGCUUGAUAUUUCCUAUUCUGACAAGACUCUGAUACACAAAGACACAGUUACCUGCUCUAAUAAGGGGGUUACAACUGGGGCAACAAAUCUAGAUACCAGACAAUUACAGUCUAACAUUACAAAAGAUGAAAAUCAGCUGAAUUCUGGUAGUCAAGUGGCUGACGAAAAAAUUGAACCAACGACUGAAAGAAGUGUAUGUAUUUCACUCAAGGAAUCAAAGCUUGAUAUUUCCUGUUCUGACAAGUCUCUGAUACACAAAGACACAGUUACCUGCUCUAAUAAGGGGGUUACAACUGGGGCAACAAAUCUAGAUACCAGACAAUUACAGUCUAACAUUACAAAAGAUGAAAAUCAGCUGAAUUCUGGUAGUCAAGUGGCUGACGAAAAAAUUGAACCAACGACUGAAAGAAGUGUAUGUAUUUCACUCAAGGAAUCAAAACUUGAUAUUUCCUGUUCUGACAAGUCUCUGAUACACAAAGACACAGUUACCUGCUCUAAUAAGGGGGUUACAACUGGGGCAACAAAUCUAGAUACCAGACAAUUACAGUCUAACAUUACAAAAGAUGAAAAUCAGCUGAAUUCUGGUAGUCAAGUGGCUGACGAAAAAAUUGAACCAAAGACUGAAAGAAGUGUAUGUAUUUCACUCAAGGAAAAGGAGGAUGAGAAGGUCAUGGAAACAUGUCCAGAAGAGGAGGCAAAUGAAAAUAUCAGAGAGAAUACUAAUGUUUUGGAACUGAGCAAAGAGGAGACUGAAGUCUCACAGAAAUCAGAUUACUCUGAAACAGAAAAAAUAGAACUGAAUACCACCAUAGUUAAUGCAGGGAGGAAAAAUGAUUCAGAUAGCAUGAUACCAAAGGAACCUGUCACCUUUGACAAAAGUAAAACAGCUGCUGCCCUGGAGAAAAAGGAAGGCAUCACAAAUAAAGACAGUAAACCUGAGACUGAAAUUAUUAAAACUUCGGCAAAUGAUAAUUUUUUUCAGAGUAACAAAUAUACUCCAGAUGUUCAACAGCAAAUACACAAAAAUGAUGGUAGAGGAGAGAAAAGCAAUCAUCAAACACCAGUUCAAACUGUAUUCCACCCUGCAGUCUCCAGCUCCAAUACUCUUGAGAGAAACCCCAACUUGACAGAAUCAACGGGUUCUACUGACUUACAUGGUCUUGGCAGUUCAGAUCAGAAGGAAGCACUUAAUCAUGGCACCUUAGAAGGGCUGGAAUCACACAAAAGCACACAAGAUGCCAGUGAUAAUGAUGUCAGGGCCUCCUUAACGUUUGAAGAAGAAACUUCAGAACUCAGCAGACAUUCUACUUCUUCCUCAUCUACAGAUGUGUUGGAGGAAGACCUUUCUGCACCUAUACAAGAGUCCCAGUCUUCAUUUAACAGUUCUCAAAUACACAGUCUCCUCACCGAAACAACAGUAAAUGAUGGACUGCAUCAACAUGUAUCAGAGAGCCCUCUUGAAGUGAUAAAUAUGGAACAGCCAGAUGUUGAGUCUGAGGAAGAAUUAUCAGUCUCACUUCCAAUACAGGAUACACAUCAAAAUGUGAAUGAGCAGUCAGGCUUAAAAUCAGAAACCUGCAGACAAGAGAAACCCGAAGCAGUAUGCAUGGAACACAGACCAGAAUCACCUAAAAGUCCCCAAACCCGCCCCACUCGAUGUAUAGGACACAGAGAUAGUAGUCCUGCUCACAGAAAAUCAAGCUUGAGCAAUGAAAGAGAGAUAUUACCAUGCAUCACCUCUGCGUUAAAUUUCCCUGUGCAAGCAAGACAAAAUCCAACUGAAAAGCACACUGAUCACCAGGAUGGGUGUUCAAUCAACUACAGAACAAAGGACUCUAAAGAAAUGGAUCUCUCCUUAAAAAAUACCAUGGGCUCAUGUAAUGAAACAGACAGUGAUGGAUCAAUUCCUGAGCUGGAAGAGCCGAACAGAAGCCUCUUGAAAACCUCAGACCCGCAAAUAUCACAUUCUACAGCUGAUGAGUCAGUGAGCAAAACUAAGCAGAGUCGAAGUGAGAAAAAGGCACGGAAGGCUAUGUCGAAGCUUGGCUUAAAACAGAUCCAUGGAGUUACACGGAUUACUAUCCGGAAGUCCAAGAAUAUCCUAUUUGUUAUUACCCGCCCAGAUGUCUUCAAAAGCCCUGCAUCAGAUAUCUACAUAGUCUUUGGGGAGGCCAAGAUUGAGGACCUGUCACAGCAAGUGCACAAGGCUGCAGCAGAGAAAUUUAAGGUUCCCCUAGACCCUUCUCCUCUGACCCCUGACAUCAUGCCCAGCCUCACCAUAAAAGAGGAGAGUGAAGAAGAAGAGGAGGUGGAUGAGAGUGGACUGGAACAGAGAGAUAUAGAGCUGGUAAUGGCACAGGCUAACGUGGCUCGGGCUAAAGCUGUCCGCGCACUACGUCACAACAAGAACGAUAUUGUCAAUGCUAUUAUGGAGCUAACCAUGUGAUAGAAGAGGUCUUGCCUGCCCCCAGCUUUUCUUCCUGGCAUACCCAUCAUCCCUUCCCAGUAAUGCUGCUACAUACUUUCAAUGCCCCUUACCUGCUAAAUAAACUCUAUAAAAACUG